AUGCCUGGCGGAGUCUGCGCUGUCCUCGACUAUGAUGUCGAGAUGAUGGCGGAGUAUGUUGCCUCGAUGGCCACCCGUUUGACGCUUGGUAAUGUGCCCGUCUCGCCGCCUUUCCAGAAGUUCGUCUCUCAGAUUCUUACAUCCACUCGGCUUCCGAGCACGACGAUUCUGCUGGGAAUGAACUACAUGGCGAAGCGGAUCAACAGCAUGGCCCAGCGACAGGGUGAACCACCUAAGUUCAACGACGGUCAGGUCUGGAGGAUGCUGACCACUGCUUUUCUUCUCGGGAGCAAGUUUCUUGACGACAACACCUUCCAGAACAAGUCGUGGUCCGAGGUCAGUGCCAUCCCGGUACAGGAACUCAACACGUUAGAGAUGGAGUGGCUUGCAGCUAUGGAUUGGCAGCUUUAUGUCAACUUGGACACAACUGCCGACUACACUGCUUGGUUGACCAGCUGGGCACAGUGGAAAGAAGACAAGGAGCGACAGAAGGCUGCUGAGAGAGCUGCUGCGCGCGAGCGCCACAUGCCUGUCGUCCCAAGAAUCGACACUGAUGUCUUCGCUUUCCACAACCCGGCCUGGCGCCAACAGCAAGUUGCUGAGUACGAACGUCUGCAGAGUCUCAAUCAGAAGCGGGCAGAGCUGUCGCCACCCAGCAGCGUGUCGGCCCACAACGCCUGGUAUUCCGAGCGACCUGUCACUUGGGGACAUCCAUUGACUCCUCCUGACUCUGGAUACGGUACUCCUGACUACACCAUCAACUCGGCCGCUAGCCACAGCGCUCAAUACAACGAGUGGUUUGCCCGAGGCAUCGCGUUCAACAAUUACGGGCCCUCUCGUCAAGGAGGGUAUCAGUACCCCAACUCCCACCGCAAUUCGUAUCAAAACGUUUGCCAGUCUGCCCGCCAGCCCGCGUCGGCACACCCUGGCUAUUACGGAUGCAACCACGGCUACCACAACAACAUCUGGGAUGCCAAUGGAAUGGAUUGCUCAUCCUGCACAACCUCCACUCAUCACAAGUCAAUGCUUCACUUUGGAAUGCCCCACGCUCAUGGCUUUGGUCAACCCGUGAUGGGAUAG
This is a messenger RNA of Pyricularia grisea, 1080 nucleotides long. RefSeq lists its product as uncharacterized. Gene Ontology annotation, molecular function: protein kinase binding; cyclin-dependent protein serine/threonine kinase regulator activity. NCBI's taxonomy places the organism in Eukaryota, Fungi, Ascomycota, Sordariomycetes, Magnaporthales, Pyriculariaceae. The record is from RefSeq and is a predicted model, not a curated record. The coding region runs from base 1 to 1080 and encodes 359 amino acids. Gene Ontology annotation, biological process: regulation of cyclin-dependent protein serine/threonine kinase activity. Gene Ontology annotation, cellular component: nucleus; cyclin-dependent protein kinase holoenzyme complex. The transcript has a single exon.